Messenger RNA from Myzus persicae (green peach aphid), 888 nucleotides. RefSeq lists its product as uncharacterized. The transcript has a single exon. The record is from RefSeq and is a predicted model, not a curated record. Bases 1 to 888 code for a protein of 295 amino acids. NCBI's taxonomy places the organism in Eukaryota, Metazoa, Arthropoda, Insecta, Hemiptera, Aphididae.
AUGUCAAUUACGGUGAUGUGUGCUGACCGUCUAGGCUUAAAAUGUGAGCGGUGGACUUCCCCGGUGACUGGUUUAGGUGGCGCGCCUAUUGUAAAUGUACAAGGUCGUGUUGAAUUGUCCGUACAACCUCGUUUUGCGAUUGAACCCGUAUUAGCAAUACAUGCAUGGGUGUUACCGUCGAUUACGGCUGAUAUGCCGCGCAGUGCUUUGCCUCAUACCGAGAAGGGCCGUUAUACAAAUCUAGCGUUGGCCGAUCCGUCGUUCGACGUUCCCUCUCCCGUAGAUUUGUUGUUAGGUGGGGACGUAUUCCCGUCGAUAAUGGACGGUCGAAAAGUGGUGGUAGACGAAAAUCUUCCCGCAGCGUUUAGCUCAGUUUUUGGUUGGGUACUGAUUGGCCCCGUAUCUGAUGUCGAUGUACCUACCUAUCACUCAAUGCCGGUAUCCUUGACAGUAUCUAUUGAAGGGUUAAUGGAAAAAUUCUGGCACGUGGAGGAGCCGGUUACCGCACCCGAGAGUUUUACAGAUGAAGGGCGAUGUGAGUCUAUUUUCCGCAAUGAACACGUGCGCCUACCGUCGGGUCGGUUCUCGGUACCGUUACCGUUUCGUGCUCCAGUAUGCGAUGACGUAUUCGUCGGGUCACGGGACACUGCUGUACGACGUUUCGAAUCGCUAGAGCGCAAGUUAUCGCGGGACCGUAAACUCCGGGAAUUGUAUAUUAGUUUCAUGCGCGAUUAUUUAUCAUUAGGACACAUGUCGAUUGCAACGUCACCGGGCACGUAUUAUAUCCCGCACCACGCCGUGUAUCGGCCGGAAGUUGAUGAUAGUAAAUUACGCGUAGUGUUCGACGCGUCAGCUGGGAAUUAUCACGGACCGUCAUUAAACAGGUAG